UCUCCGUGCAGUUUCCUUCCAUUCACAAACUUUAAAAGGAAUAAAAAUUCCACCAGCCUGGUCACCAAAUUGUCCUAAGCUCUCAACCUUGCUUCUUUCUCGGGUUUCCAUAAAAGAAAUCCCAGAUUCAUUCUUUCGGCACAUGUGUGGACUUAAAGUUUUGAAUCUAUCUCAGUGCUACAAUAUAACAGAACUGCCUAAUUUUGUUUCAGACUUGGUGAAUCUCACUGCUCUGAUUUUGGAGGGUUGUGGAGGCCUCCGAUUUGUGCCACCACUGGGAAAGCUCAAGCAAUUGAGGGAUUUGGAUCUAUCCAGAACUGAGAUUGAGGAUUUACCUGAAGGCUGGGAGUCACUGGUCAACCUCGAAAGUCUUAACUUGCGUGAGUGUUGGGCUGUAAGACGAAAGAUAAUACCAAAAGGGACAUUUUCCCAAUUGCACCGUCUUCAAUGGCUAUUAUUGCCAUAUGGUAGGGUACAAGUUAUGGAUUUAGAAGUGUUGAACCAAUUAGAAGUUUUUAUAGGAUGUUUGCCUUUUACGGACUUUUAUAAAAUUACUCGGUGGCCAAAAUACUAUAAUGUUUAUAUCAAUAACAUCUUAACUGAGGAUCCGUUUUAUGACGGGGACAGUGAUUGUGAGGACCAGGAGAAACAACUGUAUUUCCAUCAGUUUAAGCUUGGUAGAGGAUGGAACUAUCUGCCAGAUGACAUGAAAAGUUUGACAAUCGAGGAUUGUGAGGGCAUGGUCAUUAGGUGCUUGUCAGAUGCUUUUAGGAAUUUUACAAAUUUAAGCCACUUAUCUAAAUUGGUUAUUGAGGAUUUGAUUGGAAUAGAGUUCCUCUGGCAAUUGUCCUUCGCUUCUCCACGUGAUCAGUUGGAAGUCUCGUCUUUUAGUCCACUCCGUGAUCUCCAAGUGCUAAGCCUCAACAGGUUGCCAAAUCUGGUUGGUCUAUUUUACGGAGACUCAGAACCAUAUUUGCUUCCAGCUAGCACCUUUUCUUCCCUUAAAGAAUUGUGGAUUUCUAGAUGUCACAACAUGAAGCAGCUAUUCACACUGCAGUUGCUGCAGAACCUUCAAAAUCUUGAAAUAUUAGGAGUUGAAGAUUGUGAAGGACUGGAGGAGAUAGCAGCAGAUGGCUUCCAAUUGACUUCAAGUGGAGCCACCGCAACAGUCAUCCUUCCAAAAUUAAAGUUUUUGAAUCUGUGUUGGCUGCCACAAUUGAAUAAUAUUUGCAAGGCAGCCUUGAUCUGCAAUUCAAUCUAUCAGAUUGAAAUAUCCGGUUGUCCAAAGGCAAAGAGGCUGCCUUUGUUUCUUCCUACCAUCAACGGACUACCAUCUCUUCCUAGCACUCUUCAUAAAAUCAAGGGAGAUAAAGAGUGGUGGGAAUCGUUAGAGUGGGAAAAUCCUUGUGCCAAAAAUGCCCUUGACCCAUAUUUUACCACGCAGUAGCGGAUCCCAUUUCUUUGAUGAAGACCACCUGUUUGAUCAAAAUCCUGACGGAUUCUCAUGUUACCAGGUAGCCACAAAAUUGCUGCUGCAAGAGAGUUGAUGUUGCAAAAACAAGUGUUAAAUGAAGCUUUGUCCACCAACGCCAAAUUUCUUUCAGGCUGGCCUCAGUUUGAGGACAACAAACCACAUUUGCAAGAUAUGGAGCUAGGGAAGACCAGCAAUCUUUAGCCAAUGUUGUGCACUCAAUAUAAUUUCAGUCGAGGAAAAGUUCAACAUACAAUGCCCUGAAAAAUCAAACACACAAUCAAUCAGCCAUUGAUAACAACCUCUUACCUAGGUGAACAUGAAGACUAAAGCAACUUGAAGACUAGAAUGAUUUUUUUGGAUGAAUGAAUGUCAUUGAAACUCGGCUCUUCUUCUGCUAUUCCAUCCUUGUACAUCAAAUUUUCGUCAAUCACAAGACUUGAUACAAUCAGUUCAGAUGCCACUCUGUUACAGAAAUCUAAUGUUUUAUGUAACAGUGCACAAGCCCUAUGAUAUUGCUAAGAAAUGGUAAAACCUCACCUUCAUGAAAUACCACUUAUUCUUAGUUUGAAUUUUAUUUCAGGUUUCUAAGGUGGCAGGGAUAUGUUGAACUGAAAUUCCAUGACUGGUGGGCUAUCUUGGUCAAAAAGAGGGCCUUGUUAACUGAGAACUGGAGUCGCCAGCCAUUUUUCUUACUAACUACUUUUAUUGUAGUCUUUACUAUACUAAAAGCGGGAGUUCGGAUUGCUACAGUAAAAUUGGGCUGGUUAUAGUGCGAUUUGUGUGAGCUUGUGGGGCGGUUUGGUCUUUUGCCAUUCAGUGGUGUUCGCUUUGCUGGAAAUUCACUUCUGUCAGCGUGGCUCUCUUGCAUGGAAACAUUUCCUCUUGGUCAGCAAUUUCCUCUUCAUGUGAUUAGCAUU
Molecule: messenger RNA, 2391 nt
Organism: Coffea eugenioides
Lineage: Eukaryota; Viridiplantae; Streptophyta; Magnoliopsida; Gentianales; Rubiaceae
Product: disease resistance protein At4g27190-like
Exons: 3
Coding region: 143-1447 (434 amino acids)
Source: RefSeq, a predicted model, not a curated record